Struthio camelus australis is the source of this 4355-nucleotide messenger RNA. The record is from RefSeq and is a predicted model, not a curated record. NCBI's taxonomy places the organism in Eukaryota, Metazoa, Chordata, Aves, Struthioniformes, Struthionidae.
AUGUCGUCUCCCACAGCAAAAGUAUCAGCCAACUCUUUCAGGCCCUCUGGGUGCUACGCUGGUUAUCAGCCACCAACUGGACAUCAAACCAUUGAUUACAAGCUUGGAAGCCCAACGGUCCAGCUGAUUUUCAAUCCAUCUAACAGCCAUCUCAUCCAGUCCAUACUCCCUGAACUUCCCAAAGAGAAAGAGACUUGUGGUUAUCCAGAAGCUAACAAAGCUGGCAGGACUGUGGACGGGCACGAGGGUCCGCGGGCAGGAAAGGCCCAGGCUAAGGUCCGAGCCUACCUUUCUAAACGUAAUUACUUGACGUUGGGGCUGUGGCCGCAGCCCCGCAGAAGCGCCUGCGUUGUCUCUCUCGCAGACCAGUUCUGUAACGCCAUCGGCGUGUUGCAGCAGUGUGGCCCCCCUGCCUCUUUCAGCAACAUUCAGACAGCAAUAAACAAAGAUCAGCCUGCUAAUCCAACAGAAGAAUACGCCCAACUGUUUGCAGCACUGAUUGCACGAACUGCAAAGGAUAUCGAUGUUCUAAUAGAUUCCUUGCCUAGCGAGGAAUCGACAGCUGCUUUGCAGGCUGCUAGUCUGUAUCGAUUAGAAGAAGAAAACCAUGAAGCAGCUGCCCGUCUGGAAGAGGUAGUUUAUCGUGGGGAUAUGCUACUGGAAAAGAUACAGAGUGCUCUCGCAGAUAUUGCUCAGUCCCAGCUGAAGACAAGAAGUGGUACGCAUAGCCAGCCUGUUCCAGACUCAUAGCACCAGGGGGCAGCGCUCAGCUGCAAAACUGAACUGCAGAAAGUCUUGUUGAAAACACAGCUCUGUAUCUCCUAGGGACUGUAGCACUGAGCCUUACUUUUGUGGGAUUCUGAAGUGCUUUGAUCACUAGUAACAACGUCUUUUAUCAAAGCUCAAACUACAGGUUUUGUAUGAGAGUCACUUCUAUUGUAGAACUGGUGUUUCAGUUCUAGAAUUACACAUCUUAAUGUACUGACUUAAUUGCUUACAUUUCUUUUUUGUUCAACAAUAUGUCUAAAUUUAAUCUGGUUUGUCAUCUUCAUAAUACAGGUCCUAGUCCCUAAAGGGAAUUCAUAGGGAAAGUGUUUUUAAGAGUAUUGUGUAAUUCACCCACUUCUGCUUUCAAACUUUGUUCUUCGUUGUUGUUUUUGUUUUUUUUUUGUAAGGCUUAAGCACAGAAACACUGUUUAGAUAGACUGCCUGAGUUAAUGGAGAAAAUGCUAGACAAUCUGAGGUGAGCACAGUGCUGGCCAUCUAUUUUAAUUAACAGAAAUGAUAAUUAAACAGUUUGUAUUUCUUCUUGGCCAUCUUAUCCCUUACAGAGUAAGUAAAGGGAUAAGUAAACUCCAGAGCUUGCAGGGUAAGUGUUCUUGCUAGUGGCAUCUCACUGAAAAAGUUAAACGUGCAGGUACCUGAUCUUGAUAUUUCUUAUUGUUUAUAAUUCACAAGUGGUUCUUUGACUCCGUUAUUGCUGCUGACACACUUACUGUCACAUGCUCAUGCUAUUUCUCUGCUCCUGCUGAUGGUCUGCAUUCUCAUGGCAACUGGUGAGUGCCUCUAAAGCACACAGUACUGAAGAAGCUUUGGAGGAGUCUGAAAAGACCCAAAAAGUAUCUGGAAGAGCAACUAGCAAUGAGAAAACUAAAAAUAAUUUCUUAUAUAAUACUGCUUUUCAAUGUAAGCAGUUGCUUAUAGUAUCUCUUUCCAGUGUAAGCAGUUGCUGCUUAUAAUCACAGCAUUCAUGUAAGCAAGAGGCGUAGUCUCCAUCGUGAGAGGUUUUUUGUUUUUUUCACACACUGAAUACAUUUGUGUCCCUCAUACUAGGACUUCAGAAGUACCAGCCUCUUUUUUCUUCUGCAUGAAAAAUAAACCAGAUAUUUUGGGCUUUGGUACAUGAGCUUGGAGUUGAAUCUUUUACUGCUAAUCAUCUUCUAUAUUUUUGAGUUAGCUGUCUUGCAUUGUUGUAGGAUGGUGUUUAUUUCCACAUAAUGUAUCUGCUCAUUUCCUGAUCAAAACUACCUAUUUCUAUACAUUGGACAUACUGUCAUUAGAAUAAAAGUUACAUAUGUUUUGCUACGGCAUAUAGGCAGGUAAGAGCAAUUCAAAUAUGUCUUAAGCAACGUGAUCCUUAGGGAUUUGGAUCUGGCCACUUCCUACACUAUGCCAAUAAAAGGAAGAGUAUAACAUCGCACAGGAUAUAUCUUGUAGACAGUCUGUUUUAAGGAUUAAAAAAUACAAAGCUGUUCCUGCAUGUAACAAAUGCUAACAUCUAAGUAUUUAAUUAAACAAUAUCUGAUUAAAUAUUUAAUGUUAUUUAAUCACAAUUAUAUCUCUGUAGUCAUGAAGUUAGUCUGCUAUCGUGAGGUUCUCAUACUAUCCAGAUUCCACAGAAGGAAAAGCAGCUGGGGCAGUGAGCAGGCUACACCUCAGCCCUGGUUCUGUAAAUGGGAUCUUUAUUUAAAAAAAAAAAAAAAAAGCUGUGGAGAUUUACUAAGCCAUGUAAAUAUCCCCAUGUUCUGGUGAGGCUUGAAGACCCAAAUUUUCAUUUAAAGUAAGUCUUGGGGUCUUUUAUUUUCAGGAGGAAAAAAAAAUGCAUCCAGUGCAUCACUGAUUGAUAUGUCCAGAACUAGUGGACACAAAAAACUUUGAAAACUUUGGGUUUUGUUUGUGGGUUUUUAUUGGAAAUUGAAACCUUUUAAUUUGAGGCUUGUACGUUGCUGGAAAAGGCACUAGCUUGUCACAGUAGAUUCCCAGGUAAAGCUUAAUGCCUGCAUAACAUCAAAUGCAUUUUGUUAACUUGGAAACUUUCACUAUGGGCGAUGGCGUACAUCAUCAGUAACAUUACACUUCUUUCAGUUUCUUAUCUUUUGUCUUUCAGUACUUGGAAACUGAUGUAUUACUGCUGCCUGGUAUUGCUUUGCUGUAAAAAUUUUCUUAUACUUGCUGUUUACUUUAUUUGAAUAUACCAGCCCAUUUUUAUAUAAAAGUGUGUACUGGCAUAAAACAGUUGAUCACAUGCAGAAGUAAACCUUAACAGAGGUGUAAGCUCACUAGUAUGUACAUGUGGUUUCUCAGUACCUUGCCUCUGUGCAGCUUCGCAAAUUUUGCCAAUUUAAUAGAGAUGCAGUUUGUGAUAUAGUGAAAGCAAGUAAUGCAAUAAAGAAAAGAAAGCCAAAAACCUUUCUUUUUUCCCCUUGGGAAAAAAUACAAUGAUUUGGUUAGCAAGUAGUAUUAUCAGAUCUGUGUGACCCCCCUCCCUCCCCAACUAGUUCCUGUACAUGGCGUUGCUGGACUAGCUACUGUAAAUCCUUGCCUUCUCUUUUAGUUUGCAGCUCAGUGUAUAAGGUCGUAUAUCUUUUGCUGGGUGUCAGUGUGAAGAAGGGGGAAAACAAUUAGCUACAGUUGCCUAAUGUAUUACAUAUGCAUUACAUUAUGCCUAUAGCCUUAGACUGGAACUUGGAGAUACAGAUUCUUUUUUUCCCCUCUAUCACAUAUGUGCUGAUUUGUUCAGCCCCUUAUCUGUUUCAAAACAGAUGGCAGUGAUAGUAAUGGUAGUGAUCUCCGUAGGGGGUACAUUUGGUUGAUUCAUGCAUGACUUGUAGGUCUUGCAGUAUUAUGUCUGUAUCUUUUUAGUAACCUGACUUUCAGUUUUGUUUUGUUUUGUUUUUUUUAAAAAAAAAAGUUGUGUGUGUGGCAGGGAGAGGGUUGAAUUGGGGAGGAAGUACAAAUAAAAUAAGCCAAAGGCUUUUGGAAGAAGGCAUUGUAUCUUCCCUGAAAUGUCAUGGCUGACUCUGAGCUGUUUUAAUACUCACUGUACAACAAACAAAGAAAACAACAAAACAAAAAAGACCCCCAAACCCCUAUGUAACAGCUACUAACAAAAGUAUCAGAUUACAUGCGAGAGAGCUGUAAAAAACAAAAAACUUCUGUUGAGACAAGAGAGUAAGUGGAGGUAAAGUAUCAUGGGAAGGAAACAAAAAUGCUGAAAAAGAUAUAAUAUGCAAAGCCAUUUUAUGUUGGACAAGAAGUACUGCCCAGUGAACAAAUUCUGCUUUGAAGAAAGAUAGCACAGAGCAUAAUGGAAAAUUCCAUUGAAAAACAAUCUCAACCACUUUGAAUGAGCAAGAGCAUUUCAUGCUGAGAAUCCAUACAGCCCACUGGCAAAGCUGUUGGAAUCAAUUUAGUAAAUAUAAGUGGCUGAUCAAAGUCUAGUAUUCUUUACUAUCAACAACCAUGCUCAGAGGAAAGGAACACCUCACAGCAGCUGUUCUCAUUUUCGGAAACUAGAAUAUGGAGAAAUGUGUACGCUUGUUUUUAAAGAUACUGGGAAAAGUGCAUUAACGAUA